Molecule: messenger RNA, 243 nt
Organism: Acanthamoeba castellanii str. Neff
Lineage: Eukaryota; Discosea; Longamoebia; Acanthamoebidae
Exons: 3
Coding region: 1-243 (80 amino acids)
Source: RefSeq, a predicted model, not a curated record
AUGGCCAGCAAGAAUCAAAAAAAGCGGACUGCAACCUUCAGCAAGUGGAACAGCACGUCCCUGGAGUUCGUGGUGGGCUCGCUCAGCGCCUUCGACUCCGAGUCGGCCCAGUUCUACUCCCUGGUCGGCAGUGGCGGUGGUCCGCCCGUGGCUCUGGUCACGGUUUCGGCCAAGUCGGGCGAGGUGGAGAACGCGGUCUACUUCAGGAACAGGGCGCAGCCGGCAGGCCUCUUCGUCUUCUAA